AUGUUGUUUAAGUCUCUUUUGGCUGUGGCUGCUGCUGCAGUGUCUAUGGUUGUUGCCGACGACUUGCCUGCCAUCGAGAUCGUUGGUAACAAGUUUUUUUACUCCAACAAUGGUUCCCAAUUUUUCAUCAAGGGUGUUGCCUACCAACAAGAUGUGCUGAACUCGACUGAUACACUGAGUUUUGUUGAUCCUUUGGCCGAUGCCGAUGCGUGUAAGAGAGACAUUCCUUACUUGAAACAGUUGAGCACCAAUGUCAUCAGAGUUUACGCCUUGAACGUUUCAUUGGAUCACACCGACUGUAUGCAAAUGUUGCAAGACAACGAUAUUUAUGUGAUUGCCGAUCUUUCCGAGCCUGAUAUGUCUAUCAACAGAGACGAUCCUCAAUGGAACGUCGAGUUGUACAACCGUUACACCGGUGUCGUCGAUUUGUUUCACAACUACACCAAUGUGUUGGGUUUCUUUGCUGGUAACGAAGUCACCAAUGAAAAGUCAAACACCAAUGCCUCCGCUUAUGUGAAAGCCGCUGUUAGAGACACCAAGGCCUACAUCAAGGCUCAAGGUUAUAGAACAAUUCCUGUUGGAUACUCUGCCAAUGAUGAUCAAGACAUCAGAGUUUCUUUGGCUGAUUACUUUGCUUGUGGAGAUUACUCCGACAGAGCCGAUUUCUUCGGUAUCAACAUGUACGAAUGGUGUGGAAGUUCCUCUUACAAAACCUCCGGUUACUCUGAUGCCACUGAUGAUUACAAAAACUUGGGUAUUCCAAUCUUCUUCUCCGAAUACGGAUGUAACAAAGUUCAACCAAGAAAGUUCCAAGAAGUUGGUACCCUUUUCGGUAGUCAAAUGACUGACGUCUGGUCUGGUGGUAUCGUGUACAUGUACUUCCAAGAAACAAACGACUAUGGUUUGGUGUCGGUUAAAGGCGACUCGGUUUCCACAUUGGCUGACUUCAACUACUUGAAGUCUGAAAUGGCCAGCAUCUCUCCUUCCAGUGCCAAGUCGCUGGAUGUAAGCUCCACAACCGUCACUUCCUGUCCUACUAGUACCAGUAACUGGGAUGCUUCCACCGAAUUGCCUCCAACUCCAGAUGACCAGGUCUGUAACUGUAUGUCCGAUUCUUUGGAGUGUGUUGUUGAUAGCAGUGUUGACUCUAGUGACUACGGUGACUUGUUUGGAGAAGUGUGUGGAAAUAUCGACUGUUCUGGUAUCAACGGAGACUCCACCACCGGUAAGUACGGUGCUUACUCACCAUGUUCUCCUAAGGACAAGUUGAACUUUGUCUUGAACUUGUACUACUUGGACCAAGACAAGAGCAAGUCUGCUUGUGACUUUGAUGGUUCUGCAUCUAUCAAGAAGGCUACCACUGCCUCUUCAUGUUCGAGUUACUUGAAGUCUGCUGGAACUUCCGGUCUUGGAACUGUGUCUGGCGCCAUCCGCACCACUUCCCACACUGGCAUUACCGCAACCGGUUCGAGCGAUUCUGGCUCUCAAACUGGUUCUUCUUCUGACUCGGGCUCUUCUUCUUCAAGCUCGAGCUCUGGUAAGAAGUCUGGAAGCGCCAAGUUGUCAGUCGACGUUGUUGCCAGAUCCUUAUUGGUCGGUGCUUUCGUCGUGGUGGGAUCAUUGGUCGUUAUUGCCUAA
Messenger RNA from Meyerozyma guilliermondii ATCC 6260, 1638 nucleotides. RefSeq names its product 1,3-beta-glucanosyltransferase (gene PHR2). The transcript has a single exon. The record is from RefSeq and is a predicted model, not a curated record. Lineage: Eukaryota; Fungi; Ascomycota; Pichiomycetes; Serinales; Debaryomycetaceae. The coding region runs from base 1 to 1638 and encodes 545 amino acids. Gene Ontology annotation, biological process: fungal-type cell wall (1->3)-beta-D-glucan biosynthetic process. Gene Ontology annotation, cellular component: cytoplasm; fungal-type cell wall. Gene Ontology annotation, molecular function: 1,3-beta-glucanosyltransferase activity.